CUUUCUGUCACUCCCCCAUAAUCGGACUGCAUGUCCACCGUAUUGCUUUUGUUUCUGGCUUUUCUUUCCUAUUCUGCUGCCAGGAGCCUGUGAUGGUCGCAAUAGAAACAUUGCCUGCUUUUGAGUUUCUUUAAUUACCACACCUAAUCCAAAAAUAAUCACCCAAUCUCACAUACAUCAUGGAGUCCCUACGUGGCCGCCGCAAGGCACCACCUGCCUCGCUGAACAUGAAGCAUACCGCUCGGUUCAACCCACCAUGGACGGCAGUGCACAACCGUCAAUCGAAUACGACCAACUUUGACGACACCGACUUUGAGUUUAGCGACUCGGAUACUGAAUCUCCACGGAUGAGCAUGGGAUCUUUUGGCUAUGACAGCAACUCAUCUCUUUCUACGCCGGACCUUCCCACGCCAGAUCACGCUCCUAAGGCGCCGUUCAACUUCAGACUAGACAACGGAGUAAAGGGACCUUCAGGGCCUCAUCUCUUCAGGUCUUCAAUUGGCUCUGCUGGUUCAGUGUCAUCAACCGAGAUCGACCUCUACUUCGAGAGAUCACCCGUGAACUCUCGCUUCCAGCAGUCCGACAGACAGACUCCAAGCUCCCAAUCUCAAUUUCUCCAGUCUGAUGGCGAGACCCUGAGCUCUGGGUCUUAUAUCAUCCAUUCCGACAACGAGACCCCCAGCUACAGAUCUGAGUUUUCCCACUCCCAAAGCGGGACUCCUAGCUACAGGUCUCAGUUUUCCCACUCCCAAAGCGGGACCCCUAGCUACAGAUCUCAGUACUUCCACUCUGCCAGCCAGACUCCAAGCUCCCGGUCUCAGUUUUCUCAAUCCCAAAGCGAGGCCCUGAGCAUGGGCUCUGAAUCCAUUCGGACCUAUUCUGAGACCCCAAGCUCCCGGUCCCAAUUCUCCCGUUCAGAGACCCAGACGCCGAGUACGAGAUCUCAAUUCGCCCAGUCCGAAUCCGGAACUACGACCAGUUCUCGAUACCAGUUCUCACCGCCCACCCCCAGAGCCUACUCGACCGUGUACCCUGAUGUUUCCCAAGUGGAAGAGAGUGAAAUCCGAGGCUGGGUGCCGAGUCAGGUGGCGCACUGGUUGCACAUCGCUGGGUACGAUGAAUUCGUUAUUGAUCAAUUCUUGAUCAAUGACAUUACUGGUACCGUCUUGCUCAAUCUGCAGGUCGAUGACCUCAAGGAGCUCGGGAUCAAAUCAUUUGGCAAGCGCCAUCAAUUGAUGUCUUCGAUCGAUCAUCUGCGCAAUACCAUGAUGAAGACACCCGCUGCCGAUGAGAAGCCCCAGGAAAACCGACGCUCCUACGCCAUGUCUGUCUCCCCAACGGGCGAAGUGCUCACCAAGUACGACGGCACCCAGAUCACACCCGCCGAGGCUGUGUCGAUUGUGGGCAUUGAGCAAGUUCUCCCCAAGCCGCACAGCUGCUCCAAGGGUGAAAACUGCCCCAAGUUUAGAAGACGCCAACGCCAGCUGGAGAGACUUGCGGCUGAGUUCCCCGGUGCCAAUCUCUUGUCAGGCACUUCCAUCUUCACUGGGAACCCUGGCAAUCCCGAGACGGCAAAGAACAUGCUGCGACCCAAGUCGGACGCCGAGCCUUCCAUCGUCGCGUCGUCGGAUGUUUUUGGUCCAUCCCAGACCACACCCCGGUUGAGCGAGGAUGUACUCAAUGAGGUGUCAAAGUUGGAUCCGCAAGAGAGCGUGCGACACUUUCUGAGCUACCAGCGUGUUGACCCUGCGAGCUCGUCUGAUGACGACGACUCAGACCCGUGCUCACCACCUCUACCACCACCGAAGCCGGAGCCGGUCCCUACUCUGUCGUCUCCCCCAACCAAGUACACGGAGCACAUGGCCGCGAACCUUCGCAGCCUUCCUAAAUUGAGGAUCCCCACAGAUUCGGAUGAAGAAGACGAGUUGACCACUGCCACCGUCACCACGGCUCAGCCGACCAUGUACGGCUCACCGACCACCACCCAAGAGCAUGGCCCCUUUACCUCCUCUCGGUACAUGCCUCAAGGAGGCAACUAUCGCCUGGGUACUCCCUUUUCAGAAAUGGACGUGCCCAUCACAGCGAUCCCUGACGACCCGAUCGCCCGUGACACGUCCCAGUCGGUUCCCCCAGACAUGCAAUACGGGAAUCUCAUGCACCUCCGAUACCAAGAGGGCAUCUCUCGCAGCGCAUCUACCCGCCCACGAGCCAACUCUGCGCUUCGCCCCGUCAACGAGGGUCGGCCGCUGACCCCAAUUGAUGGCCCGGAGGAUAUGAAGAAGAGAAGCCCUCGCAUCGGUUUCAACCCCAACCCCAACUCCACCAGCUCGGCGAUCGCUGCCGACCCUGACGUCACUCGAUGCGGCUGGAUGAAGAAACGCAAGCAGGCACGUUUCCUUCGCCACGAAUGGCAGGAUGCUCACUUCACCUUGCGCGGAACCAAUCUUGCCAUGCACAAGGACGAGCUUGCCGCUCUUCGUCACUCCAAGGCAUUGGAGACUAUCGACGUCGAUGACUAUGCCGUUGCCUGUUCGUCGCUGGCCACCAGCUCCAAGCUGACCGCUGCAUUCAAGAAGUCCAUUCUUCGCAACGGCCAGAACCCGAGCCAGGACGACGCUGCCUUUGCCUUCUCGCUCAUUCCCGCUACCAAGGAAAACGAGAAGAAGAUGCUGUUCGGAAACGGCAACAUCAAGAGCCACCACUUUGCCGUCAAGACCCGCGACGAACGCAUUGAUUGGAUGCGUGAGUUGAUGCUCUCCAAGGCCCUCCGUAAGGGCAAGGAGGGAGGUGCCGCAAUGCAAGUGAACGGCAACUUCAUCUAAUUUUUACAACUAUUCCUUCAUACCCUUUUGCCUUUCUCCUUUUUUCUUUUCUUUUUCUUUUUUUUUAUCACGCCAAACUCAAACCAUCUCUCAGAUUGUCUUGUCAGAUGCUGUGUACUCUAGUCCAGGAAACGAAUUUUCUUUGUCUUUCCCUUGCCAUUUGUGGUCUAUUACUGCAUUUUAACAGGACUGGUUGUUAUUUGGAUUGCAUCUGGAAUUCCCUUUGUCACGACCAAACGAACAAGACACAUCGCCGCAGGACGGCCAUGUGAGAUACCCCAAAGUACCUCUCUAUUUAUCAUUGUUUCUGUGGAUUGCUUUCUUUUCUCUAUACUAUGGGUCAGGUUGAAUAAUGCAUCGGAGUACUGGUCAGAAUUAAUGUACAGAAAAUAUAAAUAAUCCCGUUCUG
Molecule: messenger RNA, 3231 nt
Organism: Aspergillus steynii IBT 23096
Lineage: Eukaryota; Fungi; Ascomycota; Eurotiomycetes; Eurotiales; Aspergillaceae
Product: SAM and PH domain-containing protein
Exons: 3
Coding region: 180-2822 (880 amino acids)
Biological process (GO): neuron projection development; actin filament organization; calcium-mediated signaling
Cellular component (GO): postsynaptic density; cytoplasm; actin cytoskeleton
Molecular function (GO): actin filament binding
Source: RefSeq, a predicted model, not a curated record